UAGUUUCUCCAAGAGCCGUUCUACUACAGUCACGACAGAACUGCUGUUUGACGGCACGGGUAAUACAAGGCUCCUACUGCGCAUGCGUACAGUUGCUGACCUUCCGCACUAUCAAACAGCAUGGCAGCUCGGGCACUAAUGAGAGGCCUUUGCAGGUCAGGUUUGUUAUGUGGGAACCAGCGUUAUUCAACACCAGCGGUUAUAAAAACACUACCACCUACACAUGACGACGUAACGGAUAAGGUCAUAAACCUACCCCUUGAUAAGCCAGAUUUCUUCCGUGUAUCAGAACUCUUCUCACUAAAAGACUUGUUCGAUGCAAGAGUACAUCUCGGCCACAAGAAAGGAUGCCGACACAGACUUAUGGAGCCAUAUCUCUAUGGAAGCCGUUUAGAUCAAGAUAUUAUAGAUCUGGACAAGACUAUGGAGCAUCUUCAACAGGCCCUUAACUUUACUGCACACAUUGCAUACAGGGGUGGUAUUAUACUCUUUGUCAGUCGGAGACGCCAAUUUGUCCACCUAGUAGAGAACACUGCCAAGGAGUGUGGAGAGUACGCCCAUACAAGAUACUGGCAAGGAGGGCUACUUACCAACGCCCCUGUCCAGUAUGGGCCUGGAGUCCGCCUACCAGAUCUCAUGAUUUUCCUCUCCACUCUUAACAAUGUGUUUCAGACACAUGUGGGAAUCAGAGAUGCAGCUAAAAUGAAUAUUCCAACGAUUGGUGUUGUGGAUUCGAACUGCAAUCCAUCCCUGGUCACAUACCCCAUCCCUGGUAAUGAUGAUACCCCAGUGGCCGUGGAAAUGUACUGCCGCUUAUUCAAGAUGACAGUCAACCGUGCAAAAGACAAAAGACGGCAAAUGGAUCUUCUUCAUGGCUUGAUAACACCCUCCAUCCAAAAUUCAUGACAUUUAUUUCUGGGUUAUAAAGACAACUACAGGUCAUUCUGAAACAUUUUGUCCACAUUGUAAUCAUACUGUAAUGGGCCUCUUUGUUCUGUCAUGUUUUUUUUUACUGGUAACUUUCAUGUCCAAGUUGAAUUAACUCUGCGUUUAUUCUCAUUUAAAGCUGUAAAUUAUUCAAAAGUCAAUAAGAAAUGUGACGUGAAGAGUCCUCAAUCAUGCAUUGGUGAUGAGUUUCUAAAAUGCACACAUAAAAUAAAUAAAGCAUUGCCUUUAUUUCAAA
Molecule: messenger RNA, 1183 nt
Organism: Boleophthalmus pectinirostris (great blue-spotted mudskipper)
Lineage: Eukaryota; Metazoa; Chordata; Actinopteri; Gobiiformes; Gobiidae
Gene: mrps2
Product: mitochondrial ribosomal protein S2
Exons: 4
Coding region: 121-906 (261 amino acids)
Biological process (GO): translation
Cellular component (GO): ribosome; mitochondrial small ribosomal subunit
Molecular function (GO): structural constituent of ribosome
Source: RefSeq, a predicted model, not a curated record